This is a messenger RNA of Hibiscus syriacus, 465 nucleotides long. RefSeq names its product increased DNA methylation 1-like. NCBI's taxonomy places the organism in Eukaryota, Viridiplantae, Streptophyta, Magnoliopsida, Malvales, Malvaceae. The transcript has a single exon. The record is from RefSeq and is a predicted model, not a curated record. Gene Ontology annotation, molecular function: transcription corepressor activity. Gene Ontology annotation, biological process: negative regulation of DNA-templated transcription. The coding region runs from base 1 to 465 and encodes 154 amino acids.
AUGAGUAAGUUGAGAGCUGCACGUGAAGUGAUGCAUGAGUGUUUCGAGUCAAACGAAUGUGUCGAGACGGGGAGAGAUUUAGUCGAUGACGUGAUAUUCAGCCGAGUCUCAAAGCUGAAACGAUUGAAUUUUAAAGGAUUCUAUACUGUGGUUCUGGAGGAAAAUGAUGAUCUGGUUUCAGUGGCCACCAUGAGGGUGUGUGAUAACAGGGUGGCUGAAAUGCCCCUUGUUGCCACCACGUUCAGACACUGCCGCCGUGGAAUGUGUCGAGUUUUGGUGGAUGAACUUGACAAGAAUCAGAUGAAACUAGGAGUGGAGAAGCUGGUUUUGCCAUCACUGCCGACCACAGUCGAGACGUGGACAAAUAACUUCGGGUUUUGCCGUAUGACAGAUAGAGCAAAGCUUUUGCAGUAUACUUCACUAGACUUCCAGGGGACCAUAAUUUGUCAAAAACUCUUAAGAUAG